GCUCCGCGCCGCCCUAUAAGAAGGCAGUGCGGGGCGGGGGCGCCCGGUAGCGGCAGCGGGGCCGGCGUCGGGGCCGGGAGCGGAGCCGGAGGGGAUCGCGGAGCGGGCGGCGGCUCCCCUCGGGACCGACGGCGGCUGCGGGCCGGGGAGCUUAUCCUGAGCGAGGCGACUCUGACUUGGCAGCGCUCACGGAGGGUGGCUCACCUUACUGCUGCCUCUCCCAGCCCCGUUAAUGCCUGGCCACAACAUCCGUACUGUGUACUGCUGCUGCUACACAAAGAAAGGGAGCUUCUAGGCUUUGCUGGAGGAAGAUGGCUUUCUGGACGCAGCUGGGAUUGCUGCUAUGGAAAAACUUUACCUACAGAAGAAGACAGACUUUCCAGCUGCUGAUCGAAGUUGCCUGGCCUCUGUUUAUCUUCUUCAUCCUGAUCUCUGUAAGACUUUCAUAUCCGCCCUAUGAGCAGCAUGAAUGUCACUUUCCAAAUAAAGCUAUGCCUUCAGCAGGAACCUUGCCGUGGAUACAGGGAAUCAUCUGCAAUGCCAACAACCCAUGUUUCCGCUACCCAACUCCUGGGGAAUCCCCUGGUAUUGUUGGAAACUUCAAUGCCUCCAUUGUUUCCCGCCUGUUCUCGGAUGCCAGGAGAUUACUGUUGUACAGCCAACAGGAUACGAGUAUAAAGGAUGUCCAGAAGGUCCUGGGAAAACUACGCAAAUUGGGAAAUUCCUCUGGCUUAGACUUCAAACUUCGGGAUUUCCUGACUGACAAUGAAACAUUCUCUGACUUCCUCCAUCAUAAUGUGUCCAUGCCAUCAUCUGCAGUAGAGGAGCUACUGGAUGCAGGGGUAAAUCUCCAGCAGGUCCUUGUGUCUGGUUAUCGAAUGCGCCUGCGAAAUCUCUGCAAUAGCUCGACAUCUUCUGAAUUUCUCACGAUCCAAAAUCAGACAGCAGCCUUCAUUUGCAUCUUGUCAAAGGAAAAACUCCAUGCAGCUGAGCAAGCCUUCCGUGCUAACCUGAAUCCUUUGAAGCCUCUUCAGAGACAACUUUCUUUCAAUUCUUCCUUGUGGGAUCUGUCAGAAACUGUGGAAGUUUUGAGAGAGAGCUUUGGGAAGCUUGUUAAAGAGCUGCUGAGUAUGAAGAGCUGGAGUGACAUGAGGCAAGAGGUGAUGUUCCUGACCAAUGUGAAUGCCUCAAACUCCUCUACGCAGAUCUAUCAGGCUGUGUCACGCAUCGUGUGCGGCCAUCCUGAAGGUGGAGGGCUCAAAAUUAAAUCCCUCAACUGGUAUGAGGAUAACAAUUACAAAGCACUGUUUGGAGGGAACAGCACUGAAGAUGAUGUGAUUAACUUCUAUGAUAACUCCACAACACCCUACUGCAAUGAGCUCAUGAAGAACCUGGAGUCUAGCCCGCUUUCCAGGAUUAUCUGGAGGGCAUUGAAACCCUUGCUCAUUGGGAAGAUCUUGUACACUCCAGAUACACCAGCUGUAAGGAAGGUCAUGUCUGAGGUGAACAGGACAUUCCAGGAGCUGGGUGUGUUUCGUGACCUCGGGGGAAUGUGGGAGGAGAUAAGCCCAAAAAUUUGGACAUUUAUGGAAAGUAGUCAGGAAAUGGAUCUCAUUCGGACGUUGCUGAAAGGCAAAGCCCUCUGGGACCUGCACUUGCCGGCUUCCAACUGGACAGUGGAGGAUGUUGCCCGUUUCCUGUCAAACAGCCCAGAGGAAUUUGAGACAGAAAAUGCCUCUGUGUACACCUGGGUGGAUGCCUUCAAUGAGACAGACCGGGCUAUCCAAACCAUCUCCCGCUUCAUGGAGUGUGUCAACUUGGACAAACUGGAGCCUGUGCCCACAGAAGUCCGGCUCAUUAACAAGUCCUUGGAGCUUCUAGAUGAAAGGAGGUUCUGGGCUGGCAUAGUCUUCACUGAAAUAGCUCCUGACAGCACAGACCUUCCUCAACAUGUGAAAUACAAGAUACGCAUGGACAUUGAUAAUGUGGAAAGGACCAACAAGAUCAAGGAUGGGUACUGGGAUCCUGGUCCCCGUGCUGACCCCUUCGAGGACAUGCGCUAUGUCUGGGGAGGCUUUGUCUAUCUGCAGGAUGUGGUAGAGCAAGCCAUCAUCAGGGUUCAGACAGGCACGGAGAAGAAGACAGGAGUUUAUGUGCAGCAGAUGCCCUACCCAUGUUACGUGGAUGACAUAUUUCUGCGUGUCAUGAGCCGCUCCAUGCCUCUCUUCAUGACACUAGCUUGGAUCUACUCAGUGGCUGUGAUAAUUAAGGGCAUUGUGUAUGAGAAGGAAGCCCGGCUGAAAGAAACUAUGAGGAUUAUGGGACUUGACAAUGGCAUCCUUUGGUUAAGCUGGUUCAUUAGCAGCCUUGUCCCUCUCCUGAUGAGUGCAGGACUGCUGGUGCUGAUCCUGAAGAUGGGGAAUCUGCUACCUUACAGCGAUCCUAGCGUGGUGUUCAUUUUCCUCACAAUCUUCGGUGUUGUGACUAUCCUCCAGUGCUUUCUCAUUAGCACUGUGUUCUCCAGGGCCAACCUGGCAGCUGCCUGUGGGGGCAUUGUCUACUUCACACUGUACCUGCCUUAUGUGCUGUGUGUUGCCUGGCAGGACCACAUCAGCUUCUCACUCAAGAUUUUUGCGAGCCUGCUGUCUCCAGUAGCCUUUGGUUUUGGUUGCGAGUACUUUGCACUGUUUGAGGAGCAGGGAGUUGGUGUUCAGUGGGACAACUUCUUUGAGAGCCCAUUGGAAGAAGAUGGCUUUAGCAUCACCACAUCAGCUGUCAUGAUGCUGUUUGAUACCUUCCUGUAUGGAGUCAUGACCUGGUACAUUGAAUCUGUCUUCCCAGGCCAGUAUGGGAUUCCCAGACCCUGGUAUUUUCCGUUCACAAAGUCCUAUUGGUUUGGAGAGGAGCCACAGGACAGGCAGCACCGCCAUCCCGACCAGAAGGGAUCUUCAGAAGUCUGCAAAGAAGAAGAGCCAGUGCAUCUGAGUCUUGGUGUUUCCAUCCAGAACCUGGUCAAGGUUUACCGUGAUGGCAAGAAAGUUGCUGUAGAUGGUCUCACACUUAACUUCUAUGAAGGACAGAUCACCUCCUUUCUGGGACAUAAUGGAGCAGGGAAAACCACUACCAUGUCCAUUUUGACUGGCUUGUUCCCCCCAACCUCAGGUACAGCCUUCAUCCUGGGCAAAGAUAUCCGCUCUGAGCUUAGCACCAUCAGGCAGAACCUGGGUGUAUGUCCACAACACAAUGUGCUGUUUGACUUGCUGACUGUGGAGGAACACAUCUGGUUCUAUGCUCGGCUCAAAGGGCUGCCAGAGAAGAAGGUGAAAGAAGAGAUGGAGCAGAUGGCAACAGAUGUUGGUUUGCCUCACAAACUGAAAGCUAGGACAAGCAGGCUCUCUGGUGGCAUGCAGAGGAAGCUCUCAGUUGCCUUAGCAUUUGUCGGUGGCUCCAAGGUUGUCAUUCUGGAUGAGCCUACAGCUGGGGUAGAUCCUUAUUCUCGCAGAGGAAUAUGGGAACUGCUUCUGAAGUAUCGGCAAGGUCGCACUAUCAUUCUCUCCACACACCACAUGGAUGAGGCAGACAUUCUGGGGGACCGGAUUGCCAUCAUUUCUCAUGGCAAGCUCUGCUGUGUUGGCUCUUCUCUCUUCCUGAAGAACCAGCUGGGAACAGGUUAUUAUUUGACCCUGGUCAAAAAGGAUGUGGAUUCCUCUCUGAGCUCCUGCCGAAACAGCAGCAGCACAGUUUCCUAUCUGAAAAAGGAUGACAGUGUCUCCCAGAGCAGCUCUGAUGCUGGCCUUGGCAGUGACCAUGAAAGUGACACACUGACAAUAGAUGUCUCUGCAAUUUCAAAUCUCAUUACAAAACAUGUUCCUGAGGCAAGACUGGUGGAGGACAUAGGUCAUGAAUUAACUUAUGUCUUGCCAUACAAAGCUGCUAAAGAGGGAGCUUUUGUGGAGCUGUUCCAUGAAAUUGAUGACCGUCUUUCUGAUCUUGGGAUUUCCAGCUAUGGCAUCUCUGAAACUACUCUGGAGGAGAUCUUCCUGAAAGUGGCUGAUGAUAGUGGUGUGGAUGCAGAAACCUCAGAUGGUACAUUGCCAGCCAGAAGGAACAGACGUGUGUUUGGAGACAGACAGAGCUGCCUUCGUCCGUUUACAGAAGAUGAUGCAUUUGAUCCUAAUGACUCAGACAUAGAUCCAGCAGAAUCCAGAGAGACAGACCUUCUCAGUGGCAUGGAUGGGAAAGGCUCCUACCAGAUGAAAGGCUGGAAGCUCACUCAGCAGCAGUUCAUGGCUCUGUUGUGGAAGAGGAUGCUCAUUGCCAAGAGAAGCCGGAAGGGCUUCUUUGCCCAGAUUGUGCUGCCAGCUGUCUUUGUGUGUAUUGCUCUCAUGUUCAGCCUGAUUGUUCCUCCUUUUGGGAAAUAUCCCAGCCUGGAAUUACAACCCUGGAUGUAUGAUGAGCAGUACACUUUUAUUAGCAACGAUGCUCCAGAAGAUGCAGGCACUCACAAGCUUUUGGAUGCCCUUCUUGAUAAGCCGGGAUUUGGGACACGCUGUAUGCAGGGACAUUCCAUCCCAGACACUCCUUGCACUGUGGGGCAGAAGGAAUGGGCCACAGCUUCAGUUCCAGAGUCAGUCCUGGACAUCUUCCUGAAAGGCAACUGGAGCAUGGAGAAUCCUUCCCCAUCUUGUGAGUGCAGCAGUGAGAAGAUCAAGAAGAUGCUGCCUGUGUGCCCCCCUGGUGCAGGGGGCCUGCCACCCCCACAGCGUGAGCAAGACACAGCUGACAUCCUCCAGAAUCUGACAGGCCGCAAUAUAUCAGACUACCUGGUGAAGACCUAUGCGCAAAUCAUUGGGAAAAGCUUAAAGAAUAAAAUCUGGGUGAAUGAGUUCAGAUAUGGUGGCUUUUCCUUGGGAGCCAGCAGUUCCCUCAUGCUUCCUCCAAGCCAUGAAGUCACUGAUGCCAUUAAACAGGUGAAGAAAAUUUUGGAACUGGCACAGGGAAGUUCUGGGGAUCGGUUUCUCAACAGCUUAUCAAGUUUCAUGAAAGGCCUGGAUACGAAGAACAAUGUGAAGGUGUGGUUUAACAACAAGGGCUGGCAUGCCAUUGCAUCCUUCCUAAAUGUGAUCAACAAUGCCAUCCUUCGGGCCAACCUCCAGCAGGGUGAAAACCCCAGUGCUUAUGGAAUCACUGCCUUCAAUCACCCACUCAAUCUCACCAAGCAGCAGCUCUCUGAAGUAGCUCUGAUGACCACCUCUGUGGAUGUCCUUGUGUCCAUCUGUGUGAUCUUUGCCAUGUCCUUUGUUCCUGCCAGCUUUGUGGUUUUCCUUAUUCAGGAACGUGUCAGCAAGGCUAAACACUUGCAGUUCAUCAGUGGUGUGAAGCCUGUGAUCUAUUGGGUGGCCAACUUUGUGUGGGAUAUGUGCAACUACAUUGUUCCAGCCACACUAGUUGUCAUCAUCUUCAUCUGUUUCCAACAGAAGUCCUAUGUAUCCUCCUCCAACUUGCCUGUGCUGGCUCUCCUUCUGUUUCUCUAUGGAUGGUCCAUCACCCCUCUCAUGUAUCCGGCCUCCUUUGUGUUCAAAAUCCCUAGCACGGCGUAUGUUGUGCUGACCAGUGUGAAUCUCUUCAUUGGCAUCAACGGAAGUGUGGCCACCUUUGUCCUGGAGCUCUUCACCAACAAUAAGCUGAAGGACAUCAAUGACAUCCUGAAGUCUGUCUUUCUCAUCUUCCCCCACUUCUGCCUGGGCCGGGGACUCAUUGACAUGGUGAAAAACCAGGCUAUGGCUGAUGCUUUGGAGAGAUUUGGAGAAAAUCGUUUUGUGUCCCCUCUGUCAUGGGACUUGGUGGGAAGGAACCUCUUUGCCAUGGCAGUAGAAGGUGUUGUGUUUUUCCUCAUUACAGUGCUCAUCCAGUACAGGUUCUUCAUCAAACCCAGGCCUGUCUAUGCCAAGCUGCCUCCUGUGAAUGAUGAAGAUGAGGAUGUAACCAGAGAGAGGCAGAGGAUAAUUAGUGGAGGAGGACAGAGUGAUAUUUUGGAAAUCAAGGAGCUAACCAAGAUUUACAGAAUGAAGAGAAAGCCAGCAGUUGACAGGAUCUGUGUUGGAAUCCCCCCUGGAGAGUGCUUUGGACUCCUGGGAGUAAAUGGUGCUGGCAAGUCAUCCACUUUUAAGAUGUUAACUGGCGAUACAGAUGUGACGGGAGGAGAAGCUUUCCUCAAAGGAAACAGUAUCUUGUCCAACAUCCAAGAAGUCCAUCAGAACAUGGGCUACUGCCCACAGUUCGAUGCUGUUAAUGAACUGCUAACAGGGCGAGAGCACUUGGAGUUCUUUGCACUCCUGAGAGGUGUUCCAGAGAAAGAAGUCUGCAAGGUUGGCGAGUGGGCAAUUCGGAAAUUGGGCCUCGUGAAAUAUGGAGAAAAAUACGCUGGGAAUUACAGUGGAGGGAACAGACGCAAGCUUUCCACAGCCAUUGCCCUCAUUGGAGGGCCGCCUGUGGUGUUCCUGGAUGAGCCAACAACAGGAAUGGAUCCCAAAGCACGUCGCUUCUUGUGGAACUGUGCUCUGAGUGUAAUCAAGGAGGGGAGAUCAGUGGUGCUAACAUCUCACAGCAUGGAAGAAUGCGAAGCCCUGUGCACUCGAAUGGCGAUAAUGGUCAAUGGGCGGUUCAGGUGUCUGGGCAGUGUCCAGCACCUAAAGAACAGGUUUGGAGAUGGCUACACCAUAGUGGUGAGAAUUGCGGGAGCAAACCCAGACCUGAAGCCUGUUGAGGAGUUCUUUGGGCAUGCCUUCCCUGGAAGUGUCCUAAAGGAAAAACAUCGGAAUAUGCUGCAGUACCAACUUCCCUCUUCACCAUCCUCCCUGGCCAAAAUAUUCAGUAUUCUCUCCCAGAACAAAAAGAGACUCCACAUAGAAGACUACUCCGUUUCUCAGACCACACUUGACCAAGUUUUUGUAAAUUUUGCUAAGGACCAAAGUGACGACGACCAUUCUAAGGACCUGUCAUUGCACAAAAACCAGACUGUGGUAGACAUUGCAAUCCUUAACUCCUUCCUGCAAGAUGAGAAGGUAAAAGAAAGUUGUGUGUGAGCCAAAUUCAUCAAAGAAAUGAUGAGCAGAAUGCAAACUUCCUUUUCCUGGGAUAGCAUAUUCCCAAAGAAGCCAGAGGAAAAGCAACUGGACACUCUACUGAUAACCAUUCAAUGCAAUGCAAUUCAAUGCAAUGAAAACAAUUCCUUUACAGGGGCAGUGCCUCAUGGAGUCGUCUUGUACUGUUCUCCAGUGAAAGACUUGAAUUUAGCUCAUUACAGUAUAACUCUGAAGCUGUGGUAAAGCACCCACUAGAUGCUG
Messenger RNA from Poecile atricapillus (Black-capped chickadee), 7346 nucleotides. RefSeq names its product ATP binding cassette subfamily A member 1 (gene ABCA1). The record is from RefSeq and is a predicted model, not a curated record. NCBI's taxonomy places the organism in Eukaryota, Metazoa, Chordata, Aves, Passeriformes, Paridae. The coding region runs from base 312 to 7085 and encodes 2257 amino acids. Gene Ontology annotation, molecular function: ATP hydrolysis activity; ABC-type transporter activity; lipid carrier activity. The transcript has 51 exons. Gene Ontology annotation, cellular component: membrane; intracellular membrane-bounded organelle. Gene Ontology annotation, biological process: lipid transport; transmembrane transport.